AUGGUCCUCCGCGUAUUCGCCGAGGCGUGGAAGAGUGCGAGAUGGCGAAGAGCUGAACGACUGUUUCUCCGCUUGUGGGACCUCGCAAAGGACAACUGUAAUGAUAGCUUGACGCAGAUCUUCCGGCAUGAGAUUGGCGACAUCCAGUUCCACCGAAAGUUCCAGGAUGAAGAGUCUGCACGAGGUUCCGACAUCAAACGACGAACGCAAGCAGCUCUUAUGAUUGAGAAAAUCUUCAAAGCUGAACUCUUCGAGCUCGUCGAGGAGGACUUGAUGACAUUGUGUACUGGGACGAACCUUGUGGGAGUCUACUUUCGACAGGGUCGGGAAGAUAACGCAUCAGCUCUGUCGUCAAGAUUGCUGGAGGUGCAAACGAGGCUCUUGGGCCCUAAGCACCCACAGACACUUAUGUGUACUCUUCAUGCCGUCCGCUGGGGAUCGGAAAGAGCUUUACUCAGGGAGAACAUCGCAACCCAGAGCCGUGUGUGGGCUACAGCGACGACAGAGUUGGGGAGCAACCACCCAGUCACGAUCGCCGCCAUGAAACAUUUGGCAGGCACUUGCAGCAAGCUAGAGCUGUGGCCGGACGCACACGAUCUCUACUCCGACGUGAUUCAGAUCCAGGUGGAGGUGCCAGGACAGACACAUCCCGAUACACUGGCGGACAUGAGCAAACUUGUCACAGUGUACGAAGCUCAAGGACUCGCUCAGGAAGCUGAAAGCCUAAGCGCGAAGGUUGAUGCCUUGUCGAACGACGUUCUCGAGAUGGACGACCUCGAAGAAGGAACCGGACAGCUGUACCUCUUCGACCAACAUAUGGAGUCGUCUGUGGAAGGCAAGUGCGACUGGGAAACGAUCUUUUCGGGCCGAUGGAACCAGAAUGAACCGCCGGAGGAGGCGCCUCGCUCUCAACCAUCCGCCUUUUACGGGAGAUCAUGGCAAGAUGAAGACCAAGGCUCGAAUGCUAGUGGAAGCAGUUCAUCCCAAAUGUCUCGCUAUGGGCCUUUGGACGAGGUUGAUGUUAGCCCGAUACUGGUGUACAAGUAUAAGAGCAGCGUACAGAUGACGACGCAGAGAGAUCUAGCCGCUUGGUUUGACAAAGAAGAUCCACACGUUCGAGUGACCAAGAAACCCAUCCCACGGGGCAGCGGCCGGGUAGACAUCAAGUCUGAAGACCUUCUGCUUCCCGAGGAGCGAGACGUCAACUUGGGUGCAGCUCAAUCGAACGAGCCGAUAGCUUCUGUGAAGCUUCCGCGUGCGGCGUAUUGGAGCCGAAUGUUGUUUGGAAGCUAUCAGGAUCUUUACAUCGUGUCGCCCGAGACUGGAGGGACCCGGUCGUCGCCAUACGCAAGCGAUGACGAGGGUGAGAGGUCUGCGGACACUUCGUGGCCUGUAAGCCCGGGUCUCUCAGCCGAAUGGCUCGACGAGGAGAAAUCGGAGGAUGGCUUGGCCUCUGAAUCCGCACCUGGGCGUGCAGAUGAGGCGUUGCACGGUCCAAGCGCAACAGAACCGCUGAUCAGUGCGGGCGGUCCAGUAGAAGAGGUGGAAGUAACUCCUUCCAGCGAGGGCGACUCAGAGGAAGUGCAGAUGCCGGGCCCUCCGCAACGUCGGAGAGCCGCUUCCAUGCCUUCAUCUGGAGCUGCUGCGCGUAGGUGGGAAGCCAUGAAAGGACCUCCAAAUCCCGAUUGGCGUGCAGGUGCUCUGAACGAUUAUCCGCAAUACCUGAGGGAUAGCCUGAAGCGCCGAUUAUAA
Saxophila tyrrhenica is the source of this 1752-nucleotide messenger RNA. RefSeq lists its product as uncharacterized. NCBI's taxonomy places the organism in Eukaryota, Fungi, Ascomycota, Dothideomycetes, Mycosphaerellales, Extremaceae. Gene Ontology annotation, molecular function: protein binding. The transcript is spliced from 2 exons. The coding region runs from base 1 to 1752 and encodes 583 amino acids. The record is from RefSeq and is a predicted model, not a curated record.